Molecule: messenger RNA, 998 nt
Organism: Mercurialis annua (annual mercury)
Lineage: Eukaryota; Viridiplantae; Streptophyta; Magnoliopsida; Malpighiales; Euphorbiaceae
Exons: 1
Coding region: 78-641 (187 amino acids)
Molecular function (GO): protein binding
Source: RefSeq, a predicted model, not a curated record
UGAAUAGAACACACACCUUAUACACUUGAAAACUUAUUUUCAAGAACACACACAAAAACACACCAAAAAACAAAGCCAUGGACUGGUUCUCAUGGCUAUCAAAAACUGCCCUAGAGCCAACCCUAGUAUAUGAAUACAGCCUACUAUUUUCUCAAAACGAGCUUGAAGAAGAAGACAUAUCAUAUUUCAACCAUGAAUUUCUCCAAAGCAUGGGAAUCUCAGUAGCCAAACACAGGCUAGAGAUUCUCAAACAAGCAAGAAAACAAAAAAAAUCUUCAACUAUAGCAAGAAUUGCAGUUGCAAUCAAGAGAAGCUUAUCGAAGUACGUAAGAGAUUGGGUUCAUCCGCAAGAAAACGCCAUUGUUGUUGUUCGAAAACCUUCGGGUUACUAUGCGAGUCGAUGGAGAGGAGAAAUGUUGAAGAGGAAGAAGAAGCUGAUGAUUAUGGGUAAGAAAAAUAGUUAUAGUAAUAGUAAUAACAGAUUGUUGAUUAGUAAUGAGAGUUUUUUGAAUCCUGUGGUGUGUGAUGUUAGUUAUAAAGAGGAGAAGAUUGAGUGUGAUGAUCAUGAUGAUGGGUAUUGGGAUACUGGUGUUGAAGAAAUUAGGUGGGAUACUAUGUUUCAGAAUUUGAAACCAAAUUGAAACUCUUAAUAAGUGUUCUUUUUUUUUCUUUUCUUUUUUAAGUUUUUGAUGGUGGGAGAUGGGAUUUUAGGGUUCUUCCACCAGAUUAAGUAUUUUUGUUUGGUUGUGUGUUUAAGAAGAUUGUAUUUUUUUUUUUCAUUUUUUUUGUUUGUGAUAAAUUUAGUUAGUUGUGGGUCAGAUUAUAGAGGACAUAAUUAUUUUCUUUUUCAACUUUAGUAGAAAGGAAAAGAAAAGAAAAGAAUAGAUGCUCUAGCUGUAAUAUUAGUUCUUAUUUUCUGGGGACUUGAUUGUUUUUAGGUAUGCAGAUAUAUAGUUUGUAUUCCAUUUGCUCUGUUUUUAAGCUAAUUUUAUGAUGUA